Molecule: messenger RNA, 4711 nt
Organism: Plutella xylostella (diamondback moth)
Lineage: Eukaryota; Metazoa; Arthropoda; Insecta; Lepidoptera; Plutellidae
Source: RefSeq, a predicted model, not a curated record
AGUGAAAGCUCAAACGAAAUUGCGCUUUACACGGAAGUUGGAAAGGUGGUUUUAGUUCGUGUUGAGUGGAUGGAAGGGAGCCGCGGAGCUUCCCGCCACGUGGUGGCUCGGCAACUUGCGUUUACGUUUAGUUCUUCGCAAACGUUGUGGGAGGCCAGUCCGCCGGCCGCAUGUAGCGUGGGACGCCAUGCGCUCCGCCGAAUGAGCGCGAAAACUGCGUUCGACUCACAUGUGAUUUUGACAGUUCAAAAGCCGGUUCGAUAAUUCACACCGCGCCCGAAAUGGGCCGCCUCUUGGAUGCGCUGUGAGAGUGUUUUGUUUUGAUAAGAUUUGCUGCGUUGUUUUUGUGUUAGCGAUGUGUGUGUAAACGGAGGCUUAUCUAGCUGGAUUCUGGGUUAAAGAUGAGGCUUAAUCCGGCUAUGGAGAUGUUUUGGUACCUGGUGUGUGCACUCGCUGCGCCGCUGUGCUCCGCGCGGGAUGACUUCUUCGGAUCCACCAGAUUCCCUAAUGAGGUUCCCGAAUACGACUUGCUCCAUGCGAUAGGAGUGCCGUUCAGUAACCCGAAGAUGCAGUACUUCGACGAGGGCCUCGACGGCUUCCCGGCUUACGGACUAAAGCCGGGUUCAGACAUCAAAUCGCCGUACCGACUGUUUAUGCCCGAAAAGCUUUACGCGGAGUUCUCUCUAACAGCCACCGUGCGACCGGCGAACAAAGAUGGCGGCUUUCUUUUCUCUGUCGUCAACCCUUUGGAGACAGUUGUGCAGCUAGGUGUGCAACUGAUCCCGUCUGGGCCGGGGUUGACUAAUAUAUCGUUACUGUAUACGGAUGCAAAUAUCUACGCGUUGUCGCAAACGAUUGCUUCGUUCGUGGUCCCUUCGUUCGCGAGGAAGUGGAGCCGGUUUGCUUUGAGGGUGACGUCUGACAAUGUGACGUUGUUUCUGAACUGUCACGAGUUCGACACGGUGACUGUUAGACGGAACCCGGCGGAGCUGGUGUUUGAUUCUGCAUCCACCCUGUAUGUGGGGCAGGCCGGGCCACUGAUCCGGGGCGCUUUCCAUGGUGCGUUUCAAGAACUGAAGCUGUAUGGGUCCCCUUCUCAGGCUGAAGUGCAGUGUAUCAACAAUUUUGAGGAAAUGGGUAAAGGCAGUGGCAGCGACGAAAUUGACAUCGACAAUUUUUUGGUGGACCAAGAAGACGGCGAUGUGGAGGGGUCGGGGCGCUUCGAGAGCAUCCCGCCGUUCCCGCCCCCGCCACCAGGGAUGGACGGGUACCCGCUACGACUUCGAGGAGAGAAGGGUGAUAGAGGACCUCGGGGCCUCCCGGGUGAGUCAAUCAGGGGUCCCCCGGGUCCGCCGGGGCCGCCCGGACCGCCCGGCCCGCCUGGCAGCACUGCCAUUGCCGAGGUUGGAUCCGGAGAUGAUAAAAAUUCAGUAAAGCAAAUCUUCGGCGAGAACUACGCAUCGCUCGGCACUUGCGGCUGCAACACGUCCACGCUGCUGUCGCUGCUGCAGACUGCCCCGGAGCUGCGCGGGCCGCCCGGACCGGUGGGCGCUGACGGCCGCACCGGGCCGCCGGGGAUCACUGGUCAACCAGGCAUGCCAGGUGACAGAGGGCCGGCCGGGCCGCGCGGGGACAAAGGCGACCGCGGUGACUCCGGGCCAAGAGGACCGGAGGGUCAACCCGGGUCCAAGGGGGAACCGGGUGUAGAUGGUAGACCCGGUGGGGUUGGGCCACCCGGACCGCCGGGCCCACCAGGGUCAUCGGAGUAUAGCAAUUUUGAUUCAAAUUGGAAACCUAGACAAAUAUACAAGGAGUCCUUGAUGAGUUCGUACGGCGGUUCAAUCGGACGACCCGGAGCGCCCGGGCCGAAGGGGGACGCGGGGCAGACCGGGCCGAUGGGGCCCCACGGCGAGCGCGGCUUCCCGGGACAGAAGGGCGAGAGGGGGCAAGCAGGGAUUGCAGGGGCAAAAGGGGAGCGGGGUUAUCCGGGACCACAAGGGGAAAGAGGACUAAAAGGGGACCGAGGCUCAUCCGGGCUGGACGGUCGACCGGGGCUGCCCGGGGCCAAUGGGAGACCAGCAGAGAAGGGGGAGAAAGGGGAGCGAGGUGUGCCGGGCCCUCCGGGGCCGCCGCUACUACCCACAGGCGGAGUCUUCAGCUCGGAUGACCCUGAAUUCUUGGCUACUGCUGGAAAUCGUGCAGUAAACCUCAUCCCAGAAAAGGGAGAUAAGGGUGAAAAGGGUAACCGUGGCAACGACGGUCCACCCGGUUUCCCGGGUAAAGACGGUGCGGCGGGGGAGCGCGGGGACAUCGGUCCCUCCGGCAUGCCCGGGUCAUCCGGACCGGCCGGGCCGCCCGGGCUGAAGGGGGAAAGGGGAGAACGUGGACCACCCGGCCCCAUCAGUAUUACAUCCUCGGGAGCGGAUAUCAUUACUAUUAAGGGUGAGAAGGGCGACCCCGGGUUCCGCGGCCGGCGCGGGCGGCCGGGCGCGCGCGGCCUGCAGGGGCUGCCCGGGCCGCCCGGGCCGCCGGGCGUCAAGGGGGACGUUGGGCCGUCCGGGUGGAUGAACAAUAAGGGUCGACCGGGUACGCUGGGGCCUCCAGGAGCACCCGGGCCAGUUGGAGCCAAAGGGGACAAAGGAGAGCCAGGAGUCAACGUUUUGGACGUCUCUAUGUUCAAAGGCGAAAAAGGUGACCGCGGCUGUGACGGAACCCCCGGGAUCCAGGGUCCAGUUGGCCCGCCGGGACCGCCCGCACCGAGGCCAGACGUGGGUCAGUUUGUGCCAGGCCCCCCCGGACCUCCCGGCCCCCCUGGCCCACCUGGCCCACCAGGGGUCUCUAUUGUGGGCCCUAAGGGUGAGCCUGGAGUCAGCGCGUUUGAAGAGUAUCCAGUACACGGGAGCACCAAGUACUUUGGCAGACCAGCUUCUAAAAGCUCUAUCGACGAGCUUAAGGCUGAGCUAAAAGAUCUUGACCACAAAGGCAAAGGUCGUGGAAGUCUUCAUCCAUCCCACGCCGCGCCGCCCCGUGUUGAAGACUCCAGCAAACAAGCAGCCAUGCCUGCUGCCAUGAUCUACCAGACCACUAAACAAAUGAUGGAGAUGACUGCUGAAAGUCCGGUGGGAGCUCUGGCGUAUGUGAUAGAGGAACAAGCUCUUCUAGUCAAAGUGAACACUGGCUGGCAGUAUGUACUGCUAGGGUCCCUGGUGACCAAGUCCUCGCUGUCCACCACCACGCCUCCGCCGAAGCCCUCACUACCGGCAGAGAACCUCGUCCACGAGGCUUCCGACUCCAACAUGGUGGAUAGCGACGCUUCUACUGGGUACACAGGACCUUCGAUCCGGCUGGCCGCCCUCAACGACCCUCUCCCCGGGAACAUGAACGGAGUCAGACGAGCCGACUACGCGUGUUACCGACAGGCACGGAGGUCCGGCCUCAGAGGGACCUUCCGGGCUUUCCUGACUAGCAGAUUACAAACCCUAGACUCCACAGUGAGGUUCUCGGACCGUCAGCUGCCGGUCACUAAUCUGCGCGGGGAUAUCCUCUUCAAAAGUUUCUCGGAAAUGUUUGAUGGCUCGGGAGGAGUCAUGGCCGGCUCGCCGAGGAUUUACAGCUUCAGCGGGAAGAAUAUCAUGAAUGACAUGCAUUGGUCGCACAAGGUGAUCUGGCACGGGUCGCACGCCAGCGGCGAGCGCGCCAUGGACUCGUACUGUGACGAGUGGCAGACCAACGACCCUGGGAAGAGAGGGAUGGCGGCCUCUCUACACUCACACAAACUACUGUCUCAGGAGAAAUAUGCCUGCAACAACCAUUUUGCGGUUCUAUGCAUCGAGGCCACUUCCAACUUCAAUGGGCGGAGAAAGAGAGAGACGACUCGGUUCAAUUCAACAUCUUUAAUCGACGACGAAUCCUACUUAUACAACGCUGAAGAGUAUCAACAACUCCUUAACGAGAUAUUUGCUCAACCGUUCAGAGAGAAUCAAUAAACCUAUAGACCUACUCUAGUAAAAUCACUCAAAUGUAAUAAAAAAUGAGAUUAUUUUCGUUGGCAGCCAUUAUUGUUUUAGCGAAGUUCUGUGGUAUGGUCAUAGCUUGUGUUCACCCGCCACCGCAUACGAGUCAUUAUAAUUGUAGUUUUUUUUACAGUACCGUCAUAGAUAGAUGAACUUAUUUACAAGUCAUGUGUUUUCAUAAGAUUAUCAUUUCCCUUUGCAUUAUUCAUAUUCAUACAUAUAAUCGAGCGCCAUUAUAAAGUUCUAAGAGACCUUAUUGGAUGACUUGUGAGGUACUUACAUAAUAGAUUAAAAGUACUUAGGUAUAUUUUGUCUAAAUCAAUGGCAUCAUCUUUGACAUCCUCAAUCGAUUCCUAUUAAAAUGUUAAGCGGUUAGGAGUAAUUUUGUAUGUACUUUUAUUAGCCAUAACUACCUACUGAAGUACUAAUCCCCAUAUGACUUAAAAUACAAAACUAUAACACCAAUUAUUAUAGGUAUAAAUACAGCAGUAAAGUAUGAGAAGAAUCAUCACUGAGAUUUCUUAGAUGCCAUUUAAAGUUAAAAAAAACUGCUUAACUUUUGUAUAACUUAUUUAUACUGAGUAUUUAAGACUGUACAUAACUGUAUUUUAUUUAAGUAGUAACCUACUUAGUUAAUUUAAGAUUUCUGGGUAUUAUAUUAUUUGAUACUUUGAAAAUUUUAUUUUUUAAAACAAACA